UAUAGCCUCAGAGCAGUGUCGCGCACACAGGAACAGAGGGGGCCGACUUCAACACUUCCUUUUACAAACUUGAAGAUUUUUUGAAGUCGAAACUCCGGGAAACGCCGGUUCAAACACCACACUCGGUGCAAACUCUCGACCACACGAGAGACUUUCUCAGCGGAAGAGGGAGUCAACGUCUUUCUCCAAGAGGCUUAUAUGAGCAGUCACCAUGGCACCCUUCCUGCGUAUUGCCUUCAAUGCUUAUGAUGUUGGCGCUCUGCCUUCUCUAUCUGAGCCACCCAUCUGUGCCGUCAAGAUGAAGGAGUCUGUCAACACAGAGCGAGGAAAAACCUUGGUGCAGAGGAAGCCCACCAUGUAUCCAGCUUGGAAGGCCUCGUUUGAUGCUCACAUCCAUGAGGGGCGUGUCCUAGAAGUGGUCCUCAUGCAGAGCACAGAGGAGCCAUUGGCCAAAGCCACUGUGGGCGUGUCUGUUUUGGCAGAACGCUGUAAGAAGUCAAAGACCAACAGCUGUGCUGAGUUCUGGGUGGACCUGCUUCCCUCAGGGAAAGUCCAAAUGGCUGUGCAGUUCUUCCUGGAGGACACUGAUGCAGCUGCGUGUAAGCCGUCAGUAAAGGUUCCUCCCGAAGAUGGAGUCAUGACCCUCAACAGGAGGAGAGGAGCUGUCAAGCAGCCCAAGGUUCACUUCAUCAAGAACCAUGAAUUCACCGCCACCUUCUUUGGCCAACCCACCUUCUGCUCUGUCUGCAGAGAGUUCCUCUGGGGGCUCAACAAGCAAGGUUACAAGUGCAGGCAAUGCAAUGCAGCAAUCCACAAGAAAUGCAUUGAAAUCAUCAUUGGCAGGUGCACUGGGACUGCAGCCAAUAGUCGUGACACUGUGUUCCAGAAAGAGCGCUUCAAGAUCGAUAUGCCACAUCGCUUUAAGUACUAUAACUACAAAGGCCCCACGUUCUGUGACCACUGUGGUAGUUUGCUUUGGGGUCUCUACAAACAGGGCCUUAAAUGUGAAGACUGUGGCAUGAACGUACACAGUUACUGUCAGAAGAAAGUGGCCAAUAUGUGUGGAAUCAACCAAAAACUACUGGCAGAGGCCCUGUCUCAAGUCAGCCAGAAAUCUAGCAGGAGGAAAUCUGAAACCCCUGGUUCAGCAGAUAUUGGGAUCUACCAAGACAUAAAAAAUGCAACAGUGGACCCUAGUGCAGGUGGAGAUAACAAGGCACAUGACGGCUUGAGACCAACCCCAGCCUCAUCUACAUCUCCCCGUGUACGCUUUACACUCAACCAACUGGUACUCCACAAGGUGCUGGGAAAAGGCAGCUUUGGCAAGGUGCUGCUGGCGGAGCUGAAGGGGCAGGGGCAGUUCUUCGCAGUGAAGGUUCUGAAGAAGGAUGUGGUUCUCAUGGAUGAUGAUGUGGAGUGCACCAUGGUGGAGAAGAGAGUCCUGGCCCUUGCUUGGGAGAACCCCUUCCUCACCCACCUCUACUCCACGUUCCAGUCUAAAGAGCACCUCUUCUUUGUAAUGGAGUACCUGAAUGGAGGGGACUUGAUGUUCCACAUCCAAGACAAAGGCCGCUUCGAUCUCAACAGAGCCACGUUCUAUGGGGCUGAGAUAGUAGUAGGACUGCAGUUCCUCCACUCCAAAGGAAUAAUCUACAGAGAUCUGAAGCUAGACAAUGUGAUGCUGGACAAGGAUGGACACAUAAAGAUAGCGGACUUUGGCAUGUGCAAAGAGAAAGUGUUUGGAGAUGUCAGAGCCACCACAUUCUGUGGGACACCUGACUAUAUCGCACCAGAGAUCCUGCUAGGACAGAAGUACACCUUCUCAGUAGACUGGUGGUCUUUUGGUGUGCUGGUGUACGAGAUGCUGAUUGGUCAGUCACCCUUCCAAGGCGAUGAUGAGGAUGAGCUUUUUGAGUCCAUCGGGUCAGACACCCCUCACUACCCUCGAUGGAUCACCAAGGAAGUCAAGAACAUGCUUGAGCUGUUGUUUGAGCGAGAUCCCACUCGCAGGUUGGGUGUGGUGGGAGACAUCCGUACACACCCGUUCUUCAAAUCCAUCAACUGGCAAGCACUGGAGAAGAGAGAAGUGGAUCCUCCUUUCAAGCCCAAAGUGAAAUCCCCUGGAGACUGCAGCAAUUUUGACAGAGAGUUCCUGAGUGAGAAGCCGCGGCUCUCCCACGCCGACAAGAACCUCAUUGACUCCAUGGACCAGACGGCAUUCGCUGGCUUUUCCUUUAUCAACCCCAAACUGGAGCACAUGAUAAGCAAAUGAAAAAGCCUAAUCACUUUGUCUUCCUAUGGUCAACUGGAUGGAGAAAAAGAGCAAAGAAGAUUUGGGCCUGGUUAUAUCAGAGGAUGAUAUAAUAUGAACCCAGGGUGUUUGCUGACGUCUAAAGCAAUAACCCUGUCUCAGCUGUCAAACUGUAACCAGAAGUUGUAUAAAGAUGAUAAAACUCCAGGAAAUUAAGGGAGAUUCUUCCACAUCAGUGCUACUUUAAUCAAGGCUGGGGGAUUCAGUGAUUUUCUCUUUCUUGUCAUUGUUCGUUGUGAUCCCAUACAAAUAAUAUAAUAUACUGUAUCUACCAAUAGAAUUCACAGGUACAUGCAUGCCAUUCUUUUUAAGUUCUAUAAAUAUGCACACUAGACAUUAUACAUACAAAUCAACAGAGUUCACCAGUACAUAAUGUACUCUUCCCCUUUUUGCUUUGCCAAUAGUAAGCCUCUUAUCACACUCAACCUCGGUGUAUUUAUGUUAUCAAAAUCAUACACGUGUGCAGGUACCCUCUUUUAGAUGUAUAUAUAUGGUGCUACGCUAGUCUUUUUUUAUUAUUAUUAUUUUUUACCUCUGAUAAACUCUCUGACAGACAGAUAAAGGCAUCAAAUGAAAACAAUUGUACCUUAAGAAUUGGGGAAAUAAAAUAAAUUAUCCACAAAAGAGGUUAAAUGAUUUUUUUAUAUUCAGCACAAAGUGAACAUCACGUUUUUUUUUCUAAUCCUUUAGGGUGCCAUUUGUGUCAAACCUCUUGCUUUACACCUAACUGAAACCUAAUGCAAGCGAUCACUCCAUGCGUACUAUGAACUGUCUUGGCUGUUAUCAGAUUUACUGUAGAGCUGCAGCAGUGGUGUGAUACUGAAGCUGAACAUCUUCUAUUGGAGGAUGUGUUAUUUUUUUGGGAGGGAUGGGCAUUUCACUGUAAGUUUAAGGUCAUUUAUGUAUUAUAUUACUUGAAUGUAGGAGUUUUAACGUGAAAAUAAUAAGAGCUGUAUAUGGCAAAAUUAUAUGUACUGCACCUUUAGCCGUCUGUGAAUUAUGGGGUAUACUUUUUUACUCUGCUCAUCUUUUACAUCUGAUUAUAAAUAAAUAUCUUGUAAACUCUGAA
This is a messenger RNA of Labrus mixtus (cuckoo wrasse), 3380 nucleotides long. Its product is annotated as protein kinase C delta type-like. The record is from RefSeq and is a predicted model, not a curated record. Gene Ontology annotation, molecular function: ATP binding; diacylglycerol-dependent serine/threonine kinase activity. NCBI's taxonomy places the organism in Eukaryota, Metazoa, Chordata, Actinopteri, Labriformes, Labridae. The transcript has 17 exons. Gene Ontology annotation, biological process: protein phosphorylation. The coding region runs from base 212 to 2272 and encodes 686 amino acids.